AGAAACAGAAAUUCUUCCAGUUUCUCUGUAGACUGUGUUCUCUUGGCUCAAUAAACACAUUACUGACCAAUGCUUGUCUUUAUCUAAUUGGACAAUCACCGCUGAAAGUGAAGUAUUGUCCACUGCACUACGAGUUCGAGUUCUUUUAGUGUAAUCGCCGGAGCUUCACACAAAUAAGUUUCACAAAUCUGAACAGCUGACAGUUUCCUGCCAAAUUUCACUAUUCCUAACGAGAAGCUCUAAGAAAACUGAUACAAUAACAUUGGAAUACAAAUCCCAAACGGGAAAGUAAGAAAUUAAACUAUUAACAAACAUAACAAUAUUAAUAACAAUAAUACAGAAAGCCAUCACGGAAUUUAAUUUUGGAGCAACAAGCGGCGGGUAGUUGGUGUCUGUCAAUAAUCUGAAAACUAUUUGAUUGUUCCUCUGACUAAUGCCCAGAUAGUCAAUAUUUGUACGAUAUAAAUCCUGAUCGAAGUUAAACGUGAUAAUACUCUUCUAAAACAUUCACUACAAAUCCAUAUGAUUUGUCUUAAUUCACGCGUUAAAAAACUACUGCGCGAUGAAAUCGAGUCUGUUCUACGCACAUUUCUGUUAAUAUUUUGUUUGAUAGCUGUGUUCUCAUUUCAUAAAUAUUUCUGUACAAAAAAGACCAAAUUUGCAUCAAGUGAUCAUAAUAACAAUGAUGUUAAUUCUUAUAUAAAUUACACAUAUUUAUUAACUGAAGAGGAAUUGAAUUUCCCAUUAGCAUUCAGUGUAAUUACUUAUCGUGAUUUUGAUAGAGCAUUUCGUUUGAUUAAAGCAAUUUAUCGACCUAACAAUGUAUACUGUAUACAUACUGAUAAAAAUACAAACAGCAUUGAAUACACUGAAUUCGUUCAAUAUGUUCAACAACUAGGUGAAAAUAUUUAUUUUGUCCCAGAAGAUCAACGUGUUCAUGUUGUCUGGGGUAGAUAUUCUGUGUUGGAGGCUGAUUUAAAUUGUGCUAAAUUACUAUUAGCUAAAAGUAAAAAAUGGAGAUAUUUUAUCAAUUUAACUGGACAUGAAUUUCCACUAAGAACUAAUUGGGAGUUGGUUAAAGCAUUGAAAGCACUGAACGGUUUGAAUGUGGCGCCAGCGCAUUGUUUACAAAGCAAACCAUGGCGUAUACCACCAAAACGUCGUGUUCCUUUAGAUAUAGUUUGGUAUGAAGGUCCAGUUCAUGUCGCGCUUAGAAGAGAGUUUGUUGAAUAUAUGCUUUACAAUGAAAAAGCAUUAAUUCUAUUAGAAUCUCUUAAAAAACACGAGAAAGUAAUGCGCCAGUGCACUAUACCUGAUGAACAGUAUUUCACCAUUCUCAAUAAUAAUCCACAAACAUUCCAAAUACCUGGUGUGUUUCAAGGAUCAUUUAAACAAGAAGAAAAUUACUUUGUUUUAACACGUGUUAAACUAUGGUGGUUUCAUAUUUCAAAGUGUCAUACAAACAUUUAUCGUAAUGCCAUAUGCAUGCUUGGUAGUGGGGAUCUACCCUUGUUGAAGAAACAUCCGCAUUUUUUUGCGAAUAAAUUUCUACCCGAUGUUGAACCGGAAGCAUAUGAUGAAUUAGAACGUUGGUUAGCUGAUAAAGUGCUAUAUGAACACAACAACAAUCGCACACAUCCAUCAUUUUUAUAUCAGUAUUAUGUGAACUAUACGUGGGCUCAAACGCACAACUUGACAUUCAACGGAGAAUUCUGAAGAAGACGAUGACGAUGACAAAGAAGUCGGUGAAGGGAAAACAGAAGCAAAGAGGAACCAUUUAAUAAAUGACUAAGGUUAAUGCACACACAACCAGAGCACAAUUUUAGAUUUUAGAUCUGCCCUACUUAGUAUAAAUUAAGUAGUACAAAUAAAUUAAAACAUUUUCUCAAAAGGGUUAAAGGAAAUAAAAUCACACACUAGGAAGUAUUGAAAUUCUAAAUAAAUGUAAGGUUACAUUUGGGGGUGAAAAUGCAUCUUUUAUUUCUGUUGAACAUGUAAACAGGGUGCAUUACUUCCAACAUCACGUAGUUUUCAUCAAUCGGAUCUUAUUUAAAUUAUCAUCUAACUCUCAUAAUUAUUUUAACAUUUUUCUCCCAGUUUUCUAUUUCUAAAAAAUUGACAUGUUUGUGUCCAUCUCUGUAAAAGAAAUAGAAAAAUUUAUCUCAC
Trichobilharzia regenti is the source of this 2166-nucleotide messenger RNA. NCBI's taxonomy places the organism in Eukaryota, Metazoa, Platyhelminthes, Trematoda, Strigeidida, Schistosomatidae. The record is from the annotation of a GenBank genome assembly.